Erigeron canadensis is the source of this 1329-nucleotide messenger RNA. RefSeq names its product 1-aminocyclopropane-1-carboxylate synthase 7-like. The record is from RefSeq and is a predicted model, not a curated record. Gene Ontology annotation, biological process: biosynthetic process; amino acid metabolic process. The coding region runs from base 1 to 1329 and encodes 442 amino acids. Gene Ontology annotation, molecular function: pyridoxal phosphate binding; transaminase activity. The transcript is spliced from 4 exons. Lineage: Eukaryota; Viridiplantae; Streptophyta; Magnoliopsida; Asterales; Asteraceae.
AUGGCAAUAGAGACUGUUCAACCAAGUGUUGGCUUGUCAAAAAUUGCCAUUUCCGAAACUCAUGGAGAAAACUCUCCAUAUUUUGCAGGAUGGAAAGCUUAUGAUGAAAAUCCAUAUCAUGAAAAACAUAACCCUUCUGGUGUCAUACAAAUGGGCUUGGCUGAAAACCAGGUUUCUUUUGACUUGCUUGAAGACUACUUGGAAGCUAAUCAAGAAGCAGCAAGUUGGGGAAAAAGAGUGUCUGGCUUCAGAGAGAAUGCUUUGUUUCAAGAUUACCAUGGGCUUCUAGCUUUUAGAAAGGCAAUGGCACGUUUUAUGGAACAAGUAAGGGGAGGAAAAGCAAAGUUCGACCACGAAAGAGUUGUUUUAACCGCCGGUGCAACUGCCGCCAACGAGCUUCUAACCUUUAUUUUGGCUAAUCCUGGCGACGCGUUGCUAGUUCCCACUCCUUACUAUCCAGGAUUCGAUCGAGAUUUGAGAUGGAGAACGGGUGUUGAAAUCGUCCCAAUCCACUGCGAAAGUUCAAAUAAUUUCCAAAUCACUCCUGAAGCCCUAGAAGCAGCAUAUGCGUAUGCAACAUCCAUGGGCAUGAAAGUACGAGGGGUUCUUAUAACAAACCCCUCAAAUCCGUUGGGUGCAACCAUCCAACGGAAAGUUCUAGAAGAGAUCUUAGAAUUUGUCACGACAAAAAACAUACAUUUAGUCUCCGACGAAAUCUAUUCUGGAUCAGUAUUCCACUCCAACGAAUUCGUUAGUAUUGCAGAAAUCCUCGAAUCAAGAAACUACAAAGAAGCCGAACGUUGUCACAUUGUUUAUAGCCUUUCAAAAGACCUUGGCCUCCCGGGAUUCCGAGUAGGGACGGUGUACUCUUACAACGACCAAGUGGUGACAACCGCUAGGCGAAUGUCAAGUUUCACCCUAAUCUCAUCACAAACACAGUUUCUAUUAGCAUCCAUGUUAUCAAACAAGGAAUUUACGGAGAAAUACAUAAAGAUCAAUAGAGAAAGGCUAAGGAAACGAUAUGAAAUGAUGGUUAACGGGUUAAACAAGGCAGGGAUCGAGUGUUUGAAAGGGAAUGCCGGCUUGUUUUGUUGGAUGAACUUGAGUCCAUACUUGAAAGAUGCUACAAGAGAAGACGAACUUGAGAUAUGGAAGACGAUAAUGGAGGAGGUUAGGCUCAAUAUCUCGCCGGGAAGCUCUGGCCGGUGCUCAGAGCCAGGUUGGUUUAGGGUUUGUUUUGCAAAUAUGAGUGAAGAAACACUUGAAGUGGCACUUAGAAGAUUGCAUGAGUUUAUGGAUAGAAGAAGACAAGGCAUGGCCACAAACUAA